UGGGCGGAGUUGGUAAAGGGCGGCAGAACAACUAGCAUAGGUGUUUUCUAUGUAAAAUAGAUAGUUUUUGAAAUGCUAUAACGUUAUUUUUGCUAGAGAUGUGAAUGGAAAUGUAUCCAACCAUAAGCUGCAAAGAGUGGACGAUUUGGUGAUCGGUGGUAUAUAGCUUUGUUGGAAGCACAGCAAAUGUUGUGCUGGAAAUACCUAGGACAGUGACAAUAAGAACGAAGGUAACAUGCCGUAUGCCAUAGUAGAGAUUGUUGAUGCCAGAAACGGCGAGGUACUGCUGGCCGUACCAGAAACAUGGCUAAUAAUUAAAACCAAAGUAAUUGGUUAUCUGUACUGGCCCGACGCCGAAUUGGUGGAAAAUAUGAAGCAACUGUUGGCAGACGAUCGAAGCGCACCACCGAAGGCGUGGGGCAAACGGAUAUGCAAAAUAGUGUACCGCAGUAUAGCCUCGUUAACAGCGGCGGAAAGAACAACACAGAUUUUACAAAAGAACCGCAAAACUACAGUAAAUGUAGCUUUCAACAGCAACGCAGCUAUUACCAUGAAAACGGUUAAUGUACGCAAAGAUACUUCCAGCCAAAUGUCCAGCAAUCCUGUCCCGAAAGCGAACCAGCCGAGUAGUGAAUGGUUGAAGAACAGUAGCUUCAACAAGACUUCAGCCGUAAAACAGGAUCUAUUGGGCCCUUCGCCGAAACUGUUAAAAUUGGACCCGAGCAACAGCAAGUCUUCUACCGUAAAACAGGAACUAAAAGGAACAGAAACGCCGAAACGGUUAAAACUGGACUCGAGCAACUGUGUAAGCCAACAAAAAGACAAUGAGAAUAGUAAUAUAUUAUCACUCUUUAGCACGGAGCAAGACUACGAUCCAUUUGAGGACAUUGGCAAUUUGGAGGAAAUGUUGCGAUCGAACCAUGCGACACCAAAAAGCUCGACACAAAAGGAGCUACCAAUAUUGGAAACAAAAAAUCCAGAUAUAGCGAGAAAUGAACCAAAAGACGAUGCCAAAGAUAAGAACAAAAAAAUAUUCGGCCUACUUCAAGAGCUAAAGUGUAUGAUUAAUGCAAACCAGGAAGAGAUAGGCGAUAGUUUGAAUGAAGGAAUCCAAAAAAUGGAAACCAACUUUGACUCGUGCAAGCGUCAACCGCUUAGGGUGGAAUCGCAUAAAGGCAAUCAACACCCACCGAAAACAAUCCGAUCGGAAACACCGAACCAAACCGAAAUGUAUCGUCUAACGACCGUAGAGGACGUGGAUAGGUUUGAGCAUCGUUUGAAUGAUCGCAACUUUCUGCAGAGGGUUCGUAGCUGGGUGAAGCGUAUCGUUGCCCAGGAGAACGAGCCGGAAAAGUGCAUGAAGCGCAUAUGGGACUUAAUGUUCGAUGAAGCGCUGUUCAAGCAUAUGUGCUGGGUUGGAUCUUCAUCGAAAAUUGCACUGCGCGAUUAUUUCAACAUCAUCGAUCUGUACAAGUACGGCGGCACUACCAACGCACACCGGGUAAAUGACACUGAGGUGAGAAAGUUUUUAUACAAAACCAUGAAGUACGUGACAGACAUGAGUUACCCAGAUAAUUACUACGUGAAAAAGGCAGUGAAUGCGAAAUGUGGUAGCAUUCGUAAACCAGCAUCAAGAAUGAGCAUAAACGUGAAGGAACAAAUCAAAGCAAAGCACCAACAGCAACAGGGACAAAGCAAAAGAGACAAUGAAAUCGUUGAGCAGGAGGAAGAUUUCUCGAAUAAAAAAGAUGGUUUGCAAAAUGUACCCGAGCAACAAUUACCAACGAUUUGCGUAGGUUGCAUAAAAUCGGUAGAAGUAUUGAAUGCAUUCGAGAACCGUUUAAAUGACGAAAAAAGGCGAACGGAAAUGCAAACGUGGGUCGACAAAACAGUCGGUCACGAGGCUAAUGUGGAGCGUCGCAUGGAGGCAUUGCUGGAACGAUUAAUUGAUACAAACAUCUUACUCAACUUUUGCUGGAUGAACGUUAGCAGUAGAAAGUGUUCGUUGCUAAAGUUCAAAAACGUUGUCCGACUGUUUGAGUACGCUAGCAGAACGAAGCUGCAAAACACUAUCAUAUACAAUCAUGGUAUUGUUUCUAGCUUCUUUAUCCGGACGUUAGAUAACGUGGCGUAGGAUAGGCGUUUCGUAACAGUAUGGAUGGAAACCUGAAAAAAUAUAAAGUGUUGUACAUACG
Anopheles merus is the source of this 2195-nucleotide messenger RNA. RefSeq lists its product as uncharacterized. The transcript is spliced from 2 exons. Lineage: Eukaryota; Metazoa; Arthropoda; Insecta; Diptera; Culicidae. Bases 236 to 2134 code for a protein of 632 amino acids. The record is from RefSeq and is a predicted model, not a curated record.